CACGCACAAGAAAAUUUUUUCUCUUGGUUGGAUGAUCCGAUCUGAUCCAGUAGUCAAUCCAAAGUCGAAGAAGAAGAACAAAGGGAAGAAAGAGUAUGACGGACGGUGACUAGAAAGGUGGGUGAGAGGGUUGAAGCGCUACAGUUUCUGUAAGUUUUGAUACGUUUCAGCUUGUUAAUUGAAGUCAUCAUUAUCGAUAAGCUUUGGAUGGUUUCAACGACGAUUAUAUUGAACUACGUUAUCCAAAUCUUAAACACAAAGGUCUGGCUGGGUCUAUAGAAACAUCGAUUCUUAUCUCUACAUAAGAACAAUCCAUACAUACGCGUGUUAUAUAAACAGUGCAUGGACCCUUGUACUAGGCUACUGAUACACACAGCUACACCUACGGUUACACAAACAGCGGCGAUAGCACAACCUAGCACAAACGUACCUUCAAGCAUACACGUACACGUAUAUACAUACACACACAAGUAGACUUCGAUUCUAUUUCUGGGUAUACCUAUAUAAUACUGAUAUAAGAUAAUAUAAGUAUAGGUUGAAAGAUAGCAAUAUCUAUAUUUUGAUUGGAGAAACAAGUAAAAAAGUCUUGUUCCGAAAACAAACAAACAAAACAACCCACAAACAAUAGACGUUUUUGUUUACUUUUCUUAUUUACUGUUUUUUUUUUUAAGAAAAUAAAAACAAACGAAUAAGCAAACAGACUAUGAACUCUAUGGCGAAGGACGAAAUCAAGUGCCCUUUGAAGGGUGAAGCAUUGUUGACGAAUCCUCGUUUGAACAAGGAUACUGCUUUUACCGAAGAAGAGCGUAUCAAGUAUGAGCUUACAUCUCGCUUGCCUCCGGUUGUGGAAACCUUGCAGCAACAGGUUAACAGAGCGUACGAGCAAUACAAGUCAUUUGGCGACAGAGUUUUGGAAAAAAACUUUUAUUUGUCCCAAUUAAGUAUCCGAAAUCAGACUUUGUUUUAUGCUUUGAUUAGCCAGCAUUUGGUAGAAAUGAUCCCCAUCAUCUAUACACCAACCGAAGGGGAUGCUAUUAUGCAAUUCUCAGACGUAUAUCGUUACCCGGAAGGAUGCUUUUUGGACAUCGAUCAUAAGGAUUCACAGUAUAUCAAAAAUCAGCUUGGCGCAUUUGGAACAAAAGAUUCCGUCAAAUAUAUCAUUCUGACUGACUCUGAAGGAAUUUUGGGUAUCGGCGAUCAAGGUGUCGGUGGUGUUUUGAUUUCUGUUGCCAAGGGCCAUUUAAUGACUUUGUGUGCUGGACUUGACCCCAAUAGCUUUUUGCCCAUUGUGUUGGACGUCGGUACCGACAAUCAAAAACAUCGUUCCAAUCCUCAAUACAUGGGUCUUAAAAGAAACCGUGUGCGUGGUGAAGAAUAUGACCAAUAUUUGGAUACUGUCUUAACCUGCAUAAAAGAGGUGUUUCCCCAUGCCUUUAUUCAUUUUGAAGAUUUUGGCUUGAAAAACGCCAAACGAAUUUUGGACAAAUACAGCAAAGAAUUUGCUUGCUUUAACGAUGACAUCCAGGGAACUGGUGCCGUCGCUUUAGCUGCCAUCGUGGCUGCUCUUCAUGUUACAAAAUCACCUUUAACCGAACAACGCAUAAUGAUUUUUGGCGCCGGUACGGCUGGUAUGGGUAUUGCCAAUCAAAUCGUUAGUGCCUUGGUUGGGGAUGGUCUUAGCAAACAAGAAGCUAUUGACCAUAUCUACUUGGUUGAUCGCUAUGGCUUGUUACUGGAAAAGCACGCCACUGUUGCUACAGAAGGCCAAAAACCUUUCUUAAAGAAAAGCAAUGAUUUUCGGGACAUUAAGGAGGAAGAUUCUGUUGAUUUGGAAACUGCUAUCUCUCGUGUCAAACCUACCGUCUUAUUGGGCUGUUCUGGUCAAAGUGGUAAGUUCACCGAAAACGCUAUGCGCGAAAUGGCAAAACAUGUUGAACAGCCCAUUAUUUUCCCCAUCUCCAAUCCCACGAAGUUGAUGGAAGCAAGACCGGAUCAAAUCAAUGAAUGGACAAAUGGAAAAGCCCUUCUUGCUACAGGAUCACCUAUGCCUCCUAUCAAGCGUGAUGGUAAGGAUUACAUUAUUUCUCAAUGUAAUAAUGCUCUUCUUUAUCCAGCAUUGGGCGUGGGCUGUGUGCUCUCCGGCUGCAAGUUUUUGACCAAUGGUAUGAUGAAAGCAGCUUCUGACGCCUUAGCCACUGUUCCCAAGACUUUAUUCAAGUCGGAAGAGGCUCUUUUGCCUGAUCUGAAGAAUGCUCGUGAAAUUUCCCGUCACAUUACUCUAGCUGUCAUGAAGCAAGCCAGAAAAGAAAACAUGAAUACCACUGAGUUCCCAACGGAAGACAAGGCAUUGAGCGAAUGGAUACGAAACCAAGAAUGGGAUCCUUGUUACAAAAAGUUUGUUUAAUUUUCAAGGAGCCCAAAGGUACUAUGCAAAUUUUUACAUGCGAUUCCCACUGCUUGCUGACGAACAAGUUUGGAAAAAAGAAAAUGUAAAUCAUCAUCAUUCAUGGUUUAAAGCUCACUUUUUUGGAAUUCAUAUAUCAAUUUUUUUGUAAAGCAAUUUUGCUUUUUUUAUUUAAAACUGGUCUUCAUGUUCUUCAUACAUGACUCAAACAAAUAGCUGUCUAUAUUGUAUAACUUGUCGGUACAGCAUCCGAAACAUUGUUAACUUGUAUGGAAAAUUAUUUUUUAUGUAUUGAUUAUUCAGCGAAAAGAACCAAAGAAAUUACCACCAAAAGUCUACACCUAAGCAAAUUUGAAUGUAGAUUAGUCCAAAAAGAUUAACCAGAAACGAUCCAGGAUGACAGUACACAGUUGUCAGACACAAGAGUACAUUGGGAACCUAAAAUGAAAGAAGUACAAAUUCGUUUUCUUCAUAAAAAAGUGUUAAAACUUACAAGAUUCACUGGAAUUCUUUUCUUU
This is a messenger RNA of Schizosaccharomyces cryophilus OY26, 2922 nucleotides long. Its product is annotated as malic enzyme. The record is from RefSeq and is a predicted model, not a curated record. Gene Ontology annotation, cellular component: mitochondrion. The transcript has a single exon. Bases 704 to 2404 code for a protein of 566 amino acids. Gene Ontology annotation, molecular function: NAD binding; malate dehydrogenase (decarboxylating) (NAD+) activity. Gene Ontology annotation, biological process: malate metabolic process; pyruvate metabolic process. NCBI's taxonomy places the organism in Eukaryota, Fungi, Ascomycota, Schizosaccharomycetes, Schizosaccharomycetales, Schizosaccharomycetaceae.